This is a messenger RNA of Cyclocybe aegerita, 3270 nucleotides long. Lineage: Eukaryota; Fungi; Basidiomycota; Agaricomycetes; Agaricales; Hemipholiotaceae. The record is from the annotation of a GenBank genome assembly.
AUGGCGAAGGCCCCCACAAAAUCGCCUACUUGGUUCACCUCGUUUUCAAUGCGGGUGCUCCCGGCCUCUCUUUUCCUACUCUCUCUUUCCCCAACAUGUACAGCAGCCCGAAGCUCAUCACGGCAUAUGGUAUCUACGAACCAGACAUACGCCCCGGAGAGCUACAACGUCCUUUCCGACCUCGUACCUUCUAAGUGUCCGCCAUGCUUCAAUUGCAUGCUGCCAGCCUUUACAUGCGGCCAAUACGCCGAGUGCAACAAAUAUGAUGGGCAAUGCAAAUGUCCUCCUGGAUGGUCAGGAAUAGAUUGUCUGACUCCACAGUGCGACUCUUUGGCGGAUGGAGAACACCGUAAACCAAGAGGCGAGGGAGAGGCCUGCCAGUGCAAGGACGGUUGGGGAGGGAUAAACUGCAACGUGUGCCAGACCGACAAUGCUUGCAUCGGAUUCCCCCUUGCGGGCGGUGUCGUCAACGGCGAUGAAGAGGUCGCCAAUAUGACUUGCUACAAGGGCGGAGAGACUGUAUUCAACAACCACCAGAUGUGCGAUGUUACUAACAAGAAGAUCCUCGACAUGCUGCCAGACCGCCCGCCUCAAGUUACCUUCAGCUGCGACGGUCCUCAGAAGACCUGCGCGUUUCAAUUCUGGACAGGCCAGGUGGAGUCAUUCUACUGCGCCUUGGAUCAAUGCAUAUCGAAGAAGGAGACGUCCUAUAACACCAACACAACAAUAUACGACUGCGAGAAGAUUAAGUGCAGCUGUGUUCCUGGUCGCUUUAUCUGCGGAGAAGAUGGCAGUGUGGACAUCGGAGAGUUCUUGGAGACUCAGAUCAAAGGGCCUGCUACAUUCAGUUGCAAGACGGGCAAUGGUUGCAAGUUCGAGGAGCCUGCUAUGAAUGAGCUUAUCGAUAGCAUUUUUGGUGAUGGGUUCAUCUCUCUAAAGUGUGAUGGUGGCGAAUGUUUGCACUAUUCUCAGGUUCCAGGUUACGUGCCGCCUCCAAAGCCCGAUAACACCCGCUGGGUUGCACUGAGCUUUGCUGGGGUGAUCUUUGUCGUCCUACUGGCCUUCUUGCUUCUUUGGUAUGCAGGACGAGCAAGGCAAGGCGGUGAUUUUGGGCAGAUCAAACUACCAGAAGCGGAAACUGCAAAGCUAAUGGCCGACCACGUACCCGCCUCGUUAUACUUCUCCAACAUUACCUACAUGUUGGGCGAGCGGACCAUCCUCGACAACAUCUCCGGCUGUAUCAAGCCCGGUCAAGUCAUGGCCAUCAUGGGUGCAUCCGGUGCUGGCAAGUCGACCUUCCUCGACAUACUCGCUCGCAAGGGCAAGAUGGGUGCUGUCAGCGGCACGACGCUCGUCAACGGCCGAGAAGUCAGCGAUGCACAGUUCAAGAAGGUCAUUGGCUUCGUCGACCAGGAAGACACCCUGAUGAGCACGUUGACGGUAUACGAGACGGUGUUGUACAGUGCCUUGUUAAGGCUGCCUAGGGAAAUGAGCAUCGAGGCGAAGAAGUUUAGGACGCUGGAGACGAUGAAUGAGCUAGGGAUUUUGCAUAUAAAGGACAUGAGGAUCGGCGAAAGUGGUCGUCGAUCCAUCUCUGGUGGCGAGAAGCGACGUGUGUCUAUCGCCUGCGAACUCGUCACGUCACCCUCCAUCCUAUUCUUGGACGAACCUACCAGUGGUCUUGAUGCCUUCAAUGCCUUCAACGUCGUUGAAAGCUUGGUCUCGCUGGCUCGCAACUACAACCGGACCGUGGUCUUCACCAUCCAUCAGCCUCGCAGCAACAUCGUUGCUCUCUUCGACCAACUUGUUCUUCUGGCCUCAGGAAAACUUGUCUACUCCGGCGAAUUCUCCAAAUGUCAAGAGUACUUCACAUCGAUUGGUCAGCCUUGCCCGCCAGGCUUCAACAUCGCGGAUUUCUUGAUCGACAUGACCAUGCAUGCAAGCGCCGAACCUCGAAGCACCGAAUCCACGACGCCUGCCAUCGAGGUUCCAACUCCUUCAUCUAACGAGGCCGACAACCUCGGAGACCCUGAGCGUGGUGUACCCAUCGUGCCGCACAGUGUUCCAAUCUCCGUCAGAUCCAUCGUCUCCAACAUACCUGUCGAAGAAACAGAAGUACCACCCGCCCAAGAGUCCUCAUCCAGUUCGUCGACCAGCAAUUAUAUCAAGCACAAGACAUCCCAGAUCUUCGAUGCUGUCUUCAACAGAUCGAAGCAACACAAGCCAGUGACUCCUGCCCUGGCCAGCCUCGUUCAGUCCUACGCCGAUAGCGACAUCGCAGCUGAGAUCAAGGCUCAGGGCGAGCAGCUCCAGAGGGAAGUCAUCCGAUCGGAUAGGCAGGCGAACGGAAAUGGCCAGGGUGUUAAUGGAGUCACGAAUGAGCUCCCUGAUGUGGUUCUAGAGACUUCGAUGUUACGCGGAAGGAACCGGGCGAGUUGGGCAACGCAGUUCAGGAUUCUCAGCGGAAGGGCGUUCAAGAAUUUGUACCGCGACCCCGCUUUGUUGACAGCUCAUUAUUUGUCCGCGAUUGCAUUGGCUUUGCUUUGCGGCCUGUUCGUCCACAACGUCACAAACGACAUCGCUGGUUUUCAGAACAGACUGGGUAUUUUCUUCUUUACCCUCGCCCUCUUUGGCUUCUCGUGCUUGUCGAGUCUCGGCCUCUUUGCUAAUGAACGUGUUCUUUUCAUGAGAGAAAGGGCAAAUGGAUAUUACUCCUCCUUUACUUAUUUCUGCUCGAAGAUUCUCUUUGAUAUCCUUCCUCUCCGUCUCGUCCCACCCCUCUUGUUUGGAAGCAUCGUCUAUGGGAUUGUCGGUCUUGUCCCUACUGUCGCCGGGUUCUGGAAGUUUAUGCUAACCCUCGUGCUCUUCAACCUAACCACCGCGAGUGUGGUUCUCUGGCUGUCAGCCGCCUUUGCCAACGUCAGCGUAGCGAGUCUCGUUGGCACUCUGGUUAUGCUCUUCAAUUUACUUUUCACUGGACUCCUGAUCAACCGCAAUAGUGUAAUGCCGGCUUUGCGGUGGUUACACACCAUCUCAUUCUUCCAUGCUGCUUUCGAGGCUCUUUCUGUCAACGAGCUGAGAUACUUACAGCUCAAGGAAGUCAAGUAUGGUGUAGAGCUCGACGUUCCUGCUGCAACGAUUUUAUCGACGUUUGGACUGCGCGCGCAGUCGUUCUGGUGGCCAAACAUUACCCUACUCGGAAUCUUCUUCGUCACAUUUACGACAGGAAGCUUCAUCACACUACACUACUUCGUCAAGGAGAAGCGCUAG